Messenger RNA from Medioppia subpectinata, 343 nucleotides. The record is from the annotation of a GenBank genome assembly. Lineage: Eukaryota; Metazoa; Arthropoda; Arachnida; Sarcoptiformes; Oppiidae.
UGUUUGGAAUUAUUGUUGACUCGAAUUCCUUCCAGUGCUCGUCUCGUGUCGGCCGCAAGAGAUGUUCGAACUGCGCGUAGAGCGCAUGCGUCCGAAGUGCCGUUCGGUGGAAGAGCCGGAAGACGACUUCGACGGCGCGGGAGACCUUCCGGAGUGCGAGCCCUCGAUGGAGACAUUGUUCGAUCGCGACCUCAAAGACGACAUCAUUCUCAUGUUCGACGACGCCGUACUUUUGCAACUUCCGGAUUGCAAUGGAAAGCCGUGUGAGAAGAAGGGGAAGCAGAAGGAGGGGGAGACACAAGAGGCGAAGAAGGGGGAGAAGAGCGAGGAGAAGAAGGAGUGA